Messenger RNA from Gossypium arboreum, 1492 nucleotides. RefSeq names its product ankyrin repeat domain-containing protein 2A-like. Gene Ontology annotation, cellular component: chloroplast outer membrane. Bases 121 to 1221 code for a protein of 366 amino acids. The transcript is spliced from 9 exons. Lineage: Eukaryota; Viridiplantae; Streptophyta; Magnoliopsida; Malvales; Malvaceae. Gene Ontology annotation, molecular function: chloroplast targeting sequence receptor activity; protein binding. The record is from RefSeq and is a predicted model, not a curated record. Gene Ontology annotation, biological process: protein targeting to chloroplast.
UUUAGUUAUUAUUAGAGUUUGGCUAUAUAAAUUAAGCCUCUUUGGUCCUUAGGUUCCCCGUACUGCUACUGUGCCUUACUUUAUCUCAGAAAACAAAGAAAAGAAAAGGUCAUUUCAACCAUGGCUUCCAAUUCGAAGAAGCCCGCUACUGCUGAUGAGAAAUCGGCUUUGAAAACGGAGAGCAAAAGUUCAAAGCCUGAAACAUCCACCACUGAGAAGAAAACUUCAACACCUGAGCCUUCAACUGGGGGUUCACAGCCAGCACAAGCAGGGGCCUUCCCUCCCAACGCUAUGCCUGGUCCUGGGUUUGCCCCACCCAAUCCAUUUGAUUUCUCAGCCAUGAGUGGCCUUCUUAAUGAUCCAAGCAUCAAGGAACUAGCUGAGCAGAUAGCCAAAGAUCCUUCAUUUAAUCAAAUGGCAGAGCAGCUCACUAAAACGUUUCAAGGGGCAGCAGCUGAAGAGACCACGCCGCAGUUUGAUCCACAGCAGUAUUAUUCUACUAUGCAACAGGUUAUGCAGAAUCCCCAGUUUAUGACCAUGGCUGAGCGCCUUGGUAAUGCAUUAAUGCAGGAUCCAGCUAUGUCUACCAUGCUUGACAGUUUGGCUAAUCCUCAACAAAAGGACCAGAUUGAGGAAAGGAUGGCACGUAUUAAAGAAGAUCCAUCUUUGAAGCCUAUUUUGGAAGAAAUAGAAAGUGGUGGUCCCGCAGCAAUGAUGAGGUAUUGGAAUGAUAAAGACGUCCUGCAGAAGUUGGGUGAAGCAAUGGGUCUUGCAGUUACAGGAGAUGCAGCCACUUCUGCUGGUAAUUCCGCGGCAGAUGAAGAGGAUGAAGCAGGAAAUGAGGAUGAGUCAAUUGUACAUCAUUGUGCUAGUGUUGGUGAUGUUGAGGGUCUGAAAACUGCACUAUCCUCUGGUGCUGACAAGGAUGAAGAAGAUUCAGAGGGAAGGACAGCAUUACAUUUUGCAUGUGGGUAUGGCGAGGUGAAAUGCACUCAAAUCCUUCUUGAAGCUGGGGCAAAAGUGGAUGCUCUGGACAAGAAUAAGAACACUGCCCUCCAUUAUGCAGCUGGCUAUGGAAGGAAAGACUGUGUGGCCCUUCUACUCGAGAAUGGUGCUGCUGUCACUCUCCAAAACAUGGACGGCAAGACUCCCAUCGAAGUUGCCAAGCUCAACAACCAGCACGAGGUACUAAAAUUAUUGGAGAAGGAUGCGUUCCUUUGAAGCGUGAAGUGGUGGGGAUGCGAAUGGUAUGUGUAUGUUUGGGUCUUAGCAUGUUUGUUAUAGGCAUUUGAUUUUAUUACCCAGAUAUUGGACAAAGUUGGUUGUAAUCAUGGCUGAACGGCAUGAUAUACUGUCUUUGCUUUGGCCUGGUUGCCUACGUUUUGCAAAUUUUAUUUAGUGGGUUUUUUUUUAAAAAAAAGAAUCAUUUCCUGAAAUAGUUUCUACAUGGAAAUAAUGGGAGUAUGUGGACCAGAGAAAUUUUAUUUAAGAA